This is a messenger RNA of Didymodactylos carnosus, 971 nucleotides long. The record is from the annotation of a GenBank genome assembly. Lineage: Eukaryota; Metazoa; Rotifera; Eurotatoria; Philodinida; Philodinidae.
AUGAUUGAUCAUGAGUCGCGACAUUGUAAACAGAUAUUAAACAGACAGCAAAGCGGUAAGUAUGUGAAUAAUGAAAAUAAAGCUCCUGUUGGUACAACAAAUAAGCGUGCUGUCAGCGCCGGUGAUAUUAAUACUCAAAAAGUUGCAGAAAAUUUGAAAGAAAUACAAUCAACAUCGACAUCCACUAUUCAUCAUCUGUGUUAUAAAUUUGAUAAACAUGUAUUACAUUACAAUUCGUAUGGUGAACUGGAAGACGAGAACACCAUUGAUAUCGACUUAGAUUGGUUUGAAUUAAUGAAAGGUGUCAAAUUAGUUUUAUCGCAAACUUUAGUAAAUAAAAAUGAUUAUAGUAGAUCCGAACAUGAGGAUAAAAAACAAUCAAUUGAAAUAGAUAAAAAAAUCACUUCAGAAUUUUGUACAUGCAAACGAGGUAAUUCACAUAGACGAAAUGCUAUUUGCAAGCAAAUUGAUAAAUUCGAUUUUAAUGGUCAAUUAAUCUCUUUUUAUGAUGGUGCUAGGAGGUCAUGUCAAAUCUAAAUAUGUUACAUAUUCCGAUUCCUUACGAAACUAAAACACUUUCUGUAAUGAUAUCCCAAUAUUCUACAAGCAUAGUGUGCCUUCCUUAUAAAGCAGAAAAGCAGACAAUCAAGUAAUCUUAUGUGUCGAAUAUUCAGAUUUGAAAAUUCUCUAAGUAUGGUCUGCCUUCCUUACAAAGUAGUUAGGCAGACAAUCAGAUAAUCAUUUAUGCUGAAUAUUCGGCUUUGAAUAUUGUCUAAGUAUGGUCUGUCUUCCCUAUAUAGCAGAGAAGCAGAGAAGCAGACAAUCAGAUAAUCUUAUAUGUCGAAUAUUCAGAUUUGAAUAUUUUCUAACUAUGGUCAGUUUUUCUUUUGAAUCAGAGAAGCAGACAAUGAGAUAAUCAUAUAUGUCGAAUAUUUAGAUUUUAAUAUGUUGUUAGUGCGGUCAGUCUUUCC